CCCAAGAUGUCUUCCAAUAACAAUAUCCAGAAAACUCCAGAGGUGCGGCGUCUGGACAAGCGUUUUAAGAAGUUGGACCUGGACGACUCGGGGGAGCUGAGUGUGGACGAGUUCAUGUCGUUACCUGAGCUCCAGCAGAACCCGCUGGUCCAGAGAGUCAUCGACAUCUUCGACAAGGACGGCAACGGAGAGGUCGACUUCAACGAGUUCAUCGAGGGCGUGCUGCAGUUCAGCGUCAGAGGCACCAAGGAGCAGAGGCUGCGCUUCGCGUUCCGGAUCUACGACAUGGACAACGACGGUUUCAUCUCGAACGGCGAGCUUUUCCAGGUUCUGAAGACGAUGGUAGGGACCAAUGUAGAGGAUGUGCAGCUGCAGCAGAUCGUGGACAAAACAAUUGUGAGCGCCGACACAGACGGAGAUGGCCGUGUGUCCUACCAGGAGUUCUGCGCCGUGGUCGGAGGCCUGGACUUCCACAAAAACAUGAUCGUGGAUGUGUGA
Molecule: messenger RNA, 498 nt
Organism: Periophthalmus magnuspinnatus
Lineage: Eukaryota; Metazoa; Chordata; Actinopteri; Gobiiformes; Gobiidae
Gene: ppp3r1b
Product: protein phosphatase 3 (formerly 2B), regulatory s1ubunit B, alpha isoform, b
Exons: 5
Coding region: 7-498 (163 amino acids)
Molecular function (GO): calcium ion binding; calcium-dependent protein serine/threonine phosphatase regulator activity
Source: RefSeq, a predicted model, not a curated record